GCGAACAACAUCCAGACACCUCAGAUCAACAACCCUAGACAGCUACGAGCCCAGCCUUUAUCACUACUCAAUGGGAUAUACUCUGCCGUAGUCUGCAUUGCCAGUAUUAUUUUGAAAGCUCCAUAUCCCCCUCCCACGGGCCAAUUGGCCUAGCUACCCCUCCUUUGACCAUGUCUCGUUCCGCAGCAGACGCAACCCGUUUCACAGCGACGGGCCCCUAUGCGUCCUCGAAACCGUCAGUAGCAAACUCCGGCACUUCAAGGUCGGCGGGCGCAGGAACUAGCUCAUCUACGACGACCGGAUCGGGCCCCGGGGGCAAACAAGAGACUCCCAAGCAGAAAGUCGAACGGCUACGCGCUCAGGCUCGUGCGGCGCGAUAUGCGAAGGCCUUUACCCCGAUGGAUCGGGUUAUGUCAAAGGGGCGGGUAUGGGCCGACCGUGCACACAGGGUUACAGUUUAUACUCUUAUAACUGCAUCUGGUCUCGCUGCCGCCCUCACCAUCUACUCAGCAACCUCGCUGAUACUUUACAAUCGCCGCCAAAAGCAACUGUGGAUUGAUAAAGAAUUAGACAAGCUCCUGGAGGCAAAAAAAGCAUAUGUCGCAGGCAAUCCCACAGUAGAGCAGCUUAAAUUAUUGGAACAAGAGAAGCAGGCGGAUAUGGAAAGGAGACAAAAGGAGGAAUUGAAAAAGCAAACGAUGUUUUACAAGGGAAAGGAAUGGCUAUUCGGAGGACUUAAAAAUGAAGACGGUACAAGUGCUGAACUCAAAGGUAACGACGAAGUUGCCAAUGCGAGACCAAGCGUGCUUGAAGCUGUGAAUGCUAGCAGAGUGGAAAACGCUGCGCCAUUCGAGCAAGGUCCCAACCCCGGUGAGCCCGGCCAAUUAGAACCGAAGGUAGAUGAAGCGUCAAACCAACCGAAGAAGAGUUGGACGAGCUGGAUAACAGGACGGUAGAAACGGUGUGAAACCCAGUGCGAAGUCGCCAUCUUUCAGCAAUUUUCCAGCCCAAAUUGCGACAUGAGAAGGCAGAUCUUCCUCAAUUUAUACUUUCAUUUUUCCAUUUAUUUGCAUGUGUUAUAUACCUGUUUUACUUGGCCUUUCUCUUCCACCUGGUCUCAUUGGGAUGGAAUCUUCACUGUACAUUUUAUCAGCAUUGUCUUAUUUUUGGGGCCAUUUUCAGGUGUUCUUUGGUGAAUACAUAUUGCUAUUUUCCUCUCCAUUAUGUACGAUCAUCUCUCGCACCCAUCUCCUCGGAAUAUAGAUAUACAGAGUUGCAGAAACUCUGAAUUUCACUUGGCGUUUAUCCGCGAUUUGAGCCCUUACUGCAAUCACUCCCUGUGUCUUGGUGUGGCGAAUGGUGUUUAGGGCGGAACCUCGCAACUCAACUCUAGUCAGAUAACUCGGAUCCAUGUGGAAAUGUCCGCUAUUAUUGCUCAUUUAUAGGGAAUUAAUUUUGAGUUAAUUGAGCCUAUGUUCUCGAUGUAGCGAGACUAUCGACCUAUGAUACAUGCUUUUAGUUGAGAAUGGAGCAACCUAUUCUUCUACUGCACUAUAUGAUACUGUUCAAAACCUAUGCAACAGGUUCUCAGAUGAAUUUGUCAUGUCAAGGUUUAGAACAACACACGCGGUAUCCCAAGGCCGCGGUGACGACCGGGUUCACCCAUUGCUGUCCUGAUUGACCUGUUUCAGAACUAGAGUGUA
Molecule: messenger RNA, 1703 nt
Organism: Blastomyces dermatitidis ER-3
Lineage: Eukaryota; Fungi; Ascomycota; Eurotiomycetes; Onygenales; Ajellomycetaceae
Exons: 2
Coding region: 171-956 (261 amino acids)
Source: RefSeq, a predicted model, not a curated record